Nicotiana tabacum (common tobacco) is the source of this 783-nucleotide messenger RNA. RefSeq names its product protein translation factor SUI1 homolog 2-like. Gene Ontology annotation, molecular function: translation initiation factor activity. The record is from RefSeq and is a predicted model, not a curated record. Lineage: Eukaryota; Viridiplantae; Streptophyta; Magnoliopsida; Solanales; Solanaceae. Gene Ontology annotation, biological process: translational initiation.
CUUUUUCAAGAUUUCCACUCCUAUCCCUGUUUCUUCUUCUUCUUUUUCUUCUUCUUUGUCAGCUGGAACGUUGCGUUCAAGGUUGUUCUCUGUACUUCUGAAAGCUAGGUUCAUGUCUGAGCACGACGUCCAAAUCCCUACCACCUUUGAUCCGUUCGCUGAUGCAAAUGCUCAGAACUCAGGUGCAGGUGCGAAAGAAUAUGUGCAUAUACGAGUUCAACAGCGAAAUGGCAGGAAAAGUCUGACUACCGUUCAAGGCCUGAAGAAAGAAUUCAGCUACAAUAAAAUUCUCAAGGACCUCAAGAAGGAAUUUUGCUGCAAUGGUACCGUUGUGCAGGAUCCAGAACUUGGCCAGGUUAUCCAACUUCAAGGCGAUCAGCGGAAGAAUGUUUCAGCCUUCCUCAUACAGGCUGGCAUUGUGAAGAAGGAAAACAUCAAGAUUCAUGGUUUCUAAACACAAGCAAAGGAAGGGGAUUGAAGCAUUUGUGUGCAACUUCCAGUUUUUUUGCCUUAUCAAGAGCGCGCGACGUACGACAGUUUCUGAGUAUAAUUGUUUUUUGUGGCAUUUCUCAUAUAGCAGAAGCUGGUAUUAGUAGCUUGAUGUGCAGAUCAGUAUAUGAAAAAUCUGGUAGUUGUUUUGUGUGCUGCUUUUCUUGAGUCCCCAAUGGAGGUGGAGAAAAAUCUCCAAAAAUUUACCAGAUUAUAUUAUAUUAAUUCAGAUGAACAUCUGUGUCAUUCUGUAUAUAAUUUACUAUCAAUAUUCAUUUGCUUAUUUCAUGAGCU